Molecule: messenger RNA, 1446 nt
Organism: Anopheles funestus (African malaria mosquito)
Lineage: Eukaryota; Metazoa; Arthropoda; Insecta; Diptera; Culicidae
Product: vitellogenin-1-like
Exons: 6
Coding region: 127-1260 (377 amino acids)
Biological process (GO): lipid metabolic process
Molecular function (GO): lipase activity
Source: RefSeq, a predicted model, not a curated record
UUUUCUCAGAUCACAGAUUAGUUCGAUUUGUUUCGUCGAGUGAAACUGAACACGGAAUUACGCCGCUGCGUGAAGUGUUUGUGUGCUAACCGAGUUACCGAGUGGCUGACAGAAAACGUGCUGAUAAUGGGCAACCGGUCGAUCGCGUUGAUCGUGCUGAUCGCAUGUGUUUGCACUCCUCAAGUGCAGACGUUGGAUUUGGGCGGUUUGUUCAAAAAGACGGGUGACGUCGCCAAGGUGGCAGCCAAAACGGCGAAAGGUGUGGCCGAGAGUAUACCGCAGAUAUUUUCACCAGAACAGCUCCUGGAGUUUAGUAAGCAGUCGAUCAUUGGUCUGCCGGCGGAAGCGAUUGCCGCCACGAUCAAUCAAAUAUGCUCUGUUGCGCUACUGUCGAAUGCGACCGCGUCCGAGAAUACGGUCAACAUAACGGACAUGAACUACAUCCUGAUGACGGAAGACAAUAACGUGACGAUUCCGCUUUUAGAGUCGGACGAUCUUUGGAAGAACGAGCUUUUCAACAAAUCGUACGAUACGGUCAUAUUGGUUACCGGAUGGACGUCGAACGUGAACGAACCGAAUCGGGCCAUCGAUACGAUCUACAAUGCGUAUAAGGCACGUGGCGGAUACAACUUCGUUGUUAUAGAUACAGCCGAGUAUGUGGACACGCUUUACACUUGGUCCGCGUUCAACACGAACGAUCUUGGCCAAGGUUUGGCGAACGGGUUGAAGGGAUUGAUCGAGUACGUGCCUCUGGAGAAGAUUCACCUGAUAGGUCACAGUUUGGGUGCACACAUCGUUGGUGCUGCUGGACGAUACUUCCAAUACAAUACGAACAAAACGAUUCCCCGCAUCACGGGAUUGGAUCCUGCGAAUCCUUGCUUCAAUGAAGGAGAAUCGCUGAGUGGCAUUCAGCGGGGAGAUGCCGAUUUUGUGGACAUCAUUCAUACCAACGCUAAGGUUUUGGGCAAGCGUGAUCCAAUUGGAGAUGCCGAUUUUUAUCCCAAUGGCGUUGUUUCUGUCCAGCCCGGAUGCAUAGAUCCAGCAUGUUCUCAUAAGCGUGCCUGGGAGUUGUAUGCUGAGACGGUGUAUCCUGACACCGAAAAGAGCCUGUUGGCUGUGAAAUGCAAUUCGCUGCUUUCGCUCACUACAGGUGGUUGCGUUGGUAAUCCGGUCCCUCUUGGCUUUGGCUGUCCCAAAACAGCUAAAGGAAACUUUUUCCUGAAGACAAACGACAAAUCACCAUUCGCUUUGCCUUCGUAACCGUGUUAAACGGGUAAUGUUGAUUGAGGUACCACGCUUCCCCUUUAUUGUUGUUUAGUAUUACUGCUACAGCCCACGUUAUGGAAUGAAGUUUUUAGAUUGUUGAACUUUUGCUUCAAAAUGAGAAGUUUGUAUGUAAGCAAAGCUAAUUGAAAUAAAUUGAAUUGGCAAAAAACGCGAGAAAAA